Molecule: messenger RNA, 1965 nt
Organism: Phanerochaete carnosa HHB-10118-sp
Lineage: Eukaryota; Fungi; Basidiomycota; Agaricomycetes; Polyporales; Phanerochaetaceae
Exons: 10
Coding region: 788-1654 (288 amino acids)
Source: RefSeq, a predicted model, not a curated record
GCUUCUCCAUCUUCCAUGCCCCAGACCAUCCUGGGGCGACACGAUGAGCAUCUUCGGCUCCUUCAUGUGGACAUCAAGAGCUUCUAAUGACAGCGUGGAUUGUUAGAGAAGAGUUGUUGCGCUCGUGCUUUCUGGUGGAUGACCAUAAGCCACGAAAGCGAGCUUGGAACUUCCAUCCACCGCUUCCGAAAUCCGGCGAAGUUGGCGGUCUAGUAUCAGGAGCUUUUAACUGAAAUUUGGGACGGCUGGGUCAAUCGAGAUCUGACACUCGCUUUGAUUUUGAACAGAGAAUGGCUCUGCUACCAUGCUCAAACUCGCAGACUUCCUAGGAUGCUGCUUUCCUGGGAUCCGAUUCAAUUCUGUCGAACAUGCACAGCAAUCACUUGCAUGGCCAAGUGCACCUACCGCUCUCUCCGAUGACCAGCGGAGCAGGCGACGACCGGACGUCAAAGCCCCACAUGCACGCGUCAAUAACCCUCUGCAUUGGUACCCUGGGUUGACCUAGGGACCUGAGUUUCACGGCAUCCCAAACAGCAAGAUCACUGACACAUCGGACGACCUCUUGAACUUAACGAAAUGUCCACAAAAGUUCAUGGCUUCGUGGCAUCCAUUCGGCGUACACGUACUUCGAGACGUGUAACCAGGGAAUCCGAGGGAAGAGACCCAGUCAGACGCUCACUUAACAUAGUCUUUAUAACGCCAUGAUUGCACACGAGAACUUACCGCGACGGCAGUGCUGCCCUUUUGCCAUCGUAUUCUUGCUCGUUGGUCUGGUAAGGCGGAUAUUAUGCUGUGCACCGACAAUCUGGCGCUCGACACCUCUCAACGCGGCUUGCAGGCGCUGUAUACCUUUCAGUCUGCCCAUGCAGCGCCAGAGGAAUUAUUACGUCUGGAUGCGCUGCAUGCCGGAAUAAAAGAUUAUUUUGGCAAUCAUCUCUCAUUCGCCGACCUCUCGUCAUCAUCUCCUCAAUCAAUCCUUGAGAUAGGCUGCGGCAGCGGUGCAUGGGCUAUAGAAGCAGCCCAGGAAUUCCCACAUGCACAUGUUACGGCGAUUGACAUAAGUCCCCUUCCUGAACGCCCACUGCCCCCGAACAUAACAUUCCAGCAGGUAGACAUUACUCAUCAGUUCCCUUUUGAGCGCGAGAGCUUCGACAUCGUCCAUUCUCGGCUGGUGAUGAUGCACGUCCCAAACGGGGAAGAUGCGCUAAGACGCGCAAUUCAGCUUGUGAAGCCCGGCGGCUGGCUGCUUGUGGAGGACCCUGAUGACGACCGGAUGCUCGACGGUGGACGGCCGUUGGGUCCUGCGCUCUCAGAAUUCAUGCAGACAUGGGCGGGCAUUAUGCGAGCUCGUGGCGCGAACCCCUGCAUCGGAAGGGACCUCGAGAGGAUUCUAGACUCAAGCGGCGCAUUCGACAAAAUCGGAGUUCGGAAAGCGGUGGUGCCAAUGUCUGGAAUGUGCGAUGACCCCCCGCUCCGAGCUCUAGGCCAGGCAUGGCUGACAAACGCCCUCCACGUUAUGGGAGACCUGCCGAAGCGGUACGCCGAGCAGGGCAUCACAGAGGAGCUUGCCGUUCGAGGUCGCAGUGAGCUACUCGAUCCGAGUCGCAGCAUUACGACAGAUGUGUAUUUCGUCUGGGCGCAGAAAAAGGCGUAAUGGCCAUUGCAGAUACUCGAUGCAACAUCCUUACAACUGAGCUGAUUGCGCACCCAAGAUUUUGGUACCUUGCGCGGUGUGAGGGAACUCGUCGGGGCGCGUGUUAUGGUUUUGAUAUCGUGAGCUCUACAUUGUGGAGCUUCGAGAAUGGAGCGCGCUCACGAGGGCCUACCGGAUGCUUUCGGCGUACUUUCUGGGUCGCGUAGCGAAUGAUAACACGGGCGACUUACACAUUGUGACAUUCACGCGACGCCGACAGGGACAUGGCGGGAACGUGCAAAUACCAAACUCUUUUCUGAAUAGAGGCGUGA